Jaculus jaculus (lesser Egyptian jerboa) is the source of this 2627-nucleotide messenger RNA. RefSeq names its product CD86 molecule (gene Cd86). Gene Ontology annotation, cellular component: external side of plasma membrane. Gene Ontology annotation, biological process: negative regulation of T cell proliferation; T cell costimulation; positive regulation of T cell proliferation. The transcript is spliced from 7 exons. NCBI's taxonomy places the organism in Eukaryota, Metazoa, Chordata, Mammalia, Rodentia, Dipodidae. The coding region runs from base 111 to 1040 and encodes 309 amino acids. The record is from RefSeq and is a predicted model, not a curated record.
UCCACGGGCGGGCGAGGCAGGCCAGGCGCUGGCGAGCGCAGCUGGAACCCAGGCUCAGGGCGGCGGUGGGUGUCCAUUCCAGAACGUUCGCCACAGCAGAAGCGCCCAAGAUGGAUCCCAGAGGCACCAUGGUAUUGAGACUUCUUGUAUGUGUGACUGUCGUCCUGGUCUCUGAUGCUGCCUCCCAGAAAAGUGAGGCUUAUUUCAACAGAACUGCAUUCCUACCAUGUCAAUUUGUAAAUUCUCAAAACAAAAGCCUGGCGGAGCUGGUCCUAUUUUGGCAGGACCAGGAAACGCUGGUUUUGUAUGAGCUAUAUUUAGGCAAAGAGAAACUCGAUAACGUGAAUGCCAAGUAUCUGGGCCGCACAAGCUUUGACCAGAAAAGCUGGACUCUGCAACUCCACAACGUUCGCAUUCAGGACAAGGGCUUGUAUCAGUGCUACAUCCAUCACAAAGGGCCCACGGGACUAAUUCUCCUCCACAAGAUGAGCUCAGAGCUGUCAGUCCUUGCUAACUUCAGUGAACCUGAAAUAGUGCCAGUUUCUAAUAUAUCAAGAAAUUCUGGCAUAAAUUUGACCUGCUUAUCUCGACAAGGUUAUCCGAAACCUAAGAAGAUGUAUUUUGCACUAAAAUCUCAGAAUUCGACUAUUCACUACAGCAGCAACAUGCAGAUAUCUGAAGACAAUGUCACAAAAUUGUACAGUGUUUCUGUCCACUUGUCUGUCCCCUUCCCCAGUGGUGCAGGCAACGUGACCAUCUUCUGUGUCCUGGAACUUGAGCCGAAGAAAACGCAGCUUCUCUCCCUACCUUUCUUUGCAGAUCCUAAAGACCCCAUUCCUGUCAAAAAGGAUCAAAGAUUUUGGAUUGCAAUUGCAUUUUCAAUCGUCAUUGCAGUUAUAGCUGUCAUUGCAAUACACAAAAGGAGGAAGAAACAGCGGCCUGACAUCUCUCACAAAGGCGAAACCACCAAGGCGGAGAAGGAAGAGAGUGAACAGGUGGAAGAAAGUCCUGGCUAUGCAACAUUGUUGAAAGAGGUUUGAUCUCCAGAGUGUCUGAAAACUGCAUAGGCUUAAUCCUGAGAAUAAGCACUCAUGCACCUGAAACAGAGGGAAAAGCUGAGUGUACUGUUUGGUCACAGUUCAGAAACACCCUCGGGCAUCCAACAAAGUACUGCAUAUGAUUAAUUAACGAUCAAAGUUCGCAUGUGCCCAUCAUGAAUACCCUUCCUCUCGCAAGUUUUUGGGCAACCUCUUCGUUUUCUCCCAGAAGAUAAGAGAAUAUAACCGUGACUCCAGCUAGGUGAAAUGUCCCUCCAUAAUAAAGCCACCUCUGUUCCCUGCACCAGGAGAAGACGCAAGUUCUGUGUUUUGCUUUGUGUGAUUCAUAGCACACUCAUGGGCUGGAAUGAUUCUUUGCCUGGGGAUAUUGAUCAGGACCAGCCUCCUCCUGCCUCCAGAUCACAUUUCUCUCUUAGUUUUUUCAAAAUUUUGCUUUUAUAUGGGAGCUCCUAGUUUCAAACAUUCUGGCUUUUAUCUGCCCCAAAUUCUAAGGCGGUGCCUUGUUUCAUCUUGCAUACCUGGACCUGAACAACUACCUCUUCGGUCAGGGUGGGAGUGAUGUCUUUCAUGAUGUUAUUGUGUUCAUAUUAAUACUUUAAAAUCUAAAGGAACAUGUACUAUAGUCGCAUAACUAUUACUACGUUCUGGAGAAAGGCUCCCUUAUAAAUUUUUUUUUUAAAUCUUUUAAAAAAAAUUGUCCUUCUGUCGGGAUCAGUAAAGAAUAUGAUGAUUUAGGCAGUGUAUGUGUGACAGUGAGCACGGACUUCUCAACUUUGGGAGAGCAGGAUGGACAUGGAACCAGCCCCACCCGGAUGGAGAAGCCACGUCUAUCUAUGCUGUUGCUGAUAUGAAGCGAAUCCACCUGCACAGCCAGAGAUAAACCAGCCUUGGUAGAGAGCGCCAAAGGAAGCAGAAAGUACUAUGUCUCCUGAGCCCUACCUCCAUUCUUGAGAAAAGGGGACUCAGGUAAUAGUCUGGAGCAGCUGUGCGUGAAUGAGACCAAAAUCUAUGAAAGAAAAAGAAAGAAACAAAAACGUGGAGCCCAACCAACAGCGACGCACGGAAGCAUUGAUGUGCCUCGUCCUUCGACAAGACCAGAAGUUCUGGUGUUGUCCAAAUGGACAUACACAGCAGUUGCCCUGGUGGUCAGCGAAGGGUUUGGAUGAUGCCCAAGUUAGCGUGAUAUUUCAUCUGGCAGGAAGCAGAGCUUGGAGGAGAGCUGUCACCUUGAGGAUAUGCAAGGAAGGAGGCUCAGGACUCAGCUCACAGUUAAAUGGAGUUAGGAAGAGAAGGGUGGGCAGCUUGCAGAAGCUUACUUGACCUGCAGCUUCCCCAGUGGGUAUGAGAUGGCCCAGAGCAGAACUAAUUUAUCGAUGACUGCUAAUGCUCAAGGAAGCCACAGGAAAACUGGAUACAAGAGGAAUAGCCUACUAGAAGCCAGUUAGGACAAUUAGUGUCAACAAAGGGCCGAGCAACCUCAGUCCAAACCAAAGGACUUUGGAUGACCUGAACCACAAAAAUUGUUCUUCAUAUUUUGGGAUCCUUUUUAUGUUAUUAUUAUUAUUUUUU